AUGACGAAACGCGCACUGUCGCUGGACGAUCUAGUCAACCACGAUGACGCUGAUAAGACAAAACUGCAGAAAAUGAGCGAGAACGUUGAGGUGGGGGGAGAGGUGGAGGAUAAUUCGAGCAAACCAUUGGAGAACAACCAAUUAGCACCAACAAAGGAUGAGGUUGAGAGGAUACCCAAACUAGAGGAGGCUCAGCCAAAUUUACAACCUCUGGCGCCAAAACAACACCCCCUACCCGUCUCGUCAUCGAAUAUUCAAAGCAUGCUCUCUGAGUCCCCUAAAAAUGGAGGUGAUGAUGACGAUAUGACAGAUACGGACGAUGAGGUUGGUGAUGAUGGAGGAAUUCAGUUUAACAAUGAUAUCAAGUUCGAUUAUGAAAAGCAAGAUAGAAACCCUUCGAAGAAGAAAGUGACCAAACCUAAAGAAGCGGAUAAAUUUGUUUCGCAGAGUAAAGUUGAACCUCCGGUGGUCAAAUCGGAAACAGGUGAAUUGAAAGUGAAGAGCCUAGUAGAGGAAACACAAGAAAGUAACGUUCAAGAAAGAGAACCGCUACCAAAGGUCUCUGCUGAACUUGCUUCAAAGGACGCCGGGGUGACUAAUAUAUUUGAAGAAAAGGCCACGUCGUUGUCGAAAAGGAACAACAUCAAGAAGGAUCUACAGAUACUAGACGAAAUAUCAUCUACCUCUAAACCAAACAAAUACCGGAACGUGCCCAUAUGGGCUCAGAAGUGGAAACCCACAGUGAACGCCUUGCAAAAUAUAGAUACCAACGAUUUCAAAAUUGAUUCUUCUUUCCUAAACAUCAUCCCAGAUGACGAUUUGACUAAAUCUGUCCAAGACUGGGUCUAUGCCACCAUCUUCUCCAUCGCCCCAGAUUUGAGGAAGUACAUUGAAUUGGAGAUGAAAUUUGGGAUUAUUGUCGACGGUAAGAGUCCCGAUAGAGUGUCGCCGCCUAUCUCGUCUCAGGCGAUCUUUACUGAACUGGAUGCACACCUUACACCAACGAUCGACGAACUUCUCUUCAAGGAGCUGAAGAAAUAUAUCUACGGUAUCACGGAUCUGAAGGAGAAUUCAGGCAAAUUUGGUAUAAUCGAAUCGUUUACAAAGGAUUCGGUCUACAGAGUUGGGCUUGCCACCCAGAGACCGCGUUUCUUGAGAAUGAGUACCGAUGUGAAAACAGGCCGGGUUGGUGAAUUUAUAGAGAAGAGGCACGUAUCGCAGUUGCUCAUGUACUCUCCAAAGGACUCAUACGACGUUAAAAUCUCUCUGAAUAUUGAACUGCCCGUACCUGAAAAUGACCCACCUGAAAAAUAUCAAUCGCAAAUUCCAGUGAGCGAGCGUACAAAGGAACGUACCAGUUACAUCCACAACGAUUCGUGCACCAGAAUUGAUGUCACAAAAGUUCAAAAUCACAACCAAGGUGCGAAGGGUAAACAUACCGAGAUGACACAUGAAAUCGAGCUAGAAAUAAACACACCAGCAUUAUUGCGGUCUUUUGAGAAUAUCACGACGGAUAGCAAAGAGUACGCCUCAUUGAUUAGAACUUUUUUGAAUAACGGUACUAUCAUCCGGAGAAAGCUGUCAUCGUUGUCUACCGAUCUUUUUGAAGGUACAAAAAAGUGA
Huiozyma naganishii CBS 8797 is the source of this 1623-nucleotide messenger RNA. It is a transcript of the gene CET1, whose product is annotated as polynucleotide 5'-phosphatase. Bases 1 to 1623 code for a protein of 540 amino acids. Gene Ontology annotation, cellular component: mRNA capping enzyme complex. The transcript has a single exon. The record is from RefSeq and is a predicted model, not a curated record. Gene Ontology annotation, biological process: 7-methylguanosine mRNA capping; polynucleotide 5' dephosphorylation. Gene Ontology annotation, molecular function: polynucleotide 5'-phosphatase activity. NCBI's taxonomy places the organism in Eukaryota, Fungi, Ascomycota, Saccharomycetes, Saccharomycetales, Saccharomycetaceae.